This is a messenger RNA of Bactrocera dorsalis (oriental fruit fly), 1988 nucleotides long. RefSeq names its product fork head domain transcription factor slp1 (gene slp1). Gene Ontology annotation, cellular component: nucleus. The record is from RefSeq and is a predicted model, not a curated record. Gene Ontology annotation, molecular function: sequence-specific double-stranded DNA binding; DNA-binding transcription factor activity. The transcript has a single exon. Gene Ontology annotation, biological process: regulation of transcription by RNA polymerase II. The coding region runs from base 187 to 1398 and encodes 403 amino acids. NCBI's taxonomy places the organism in Eukaryota, Metazoa, Arthropoda, Insecta, Diptera, Tephritidae.
GUAGAGUCAGUAUUGAGUUUGACUUCGUCUUGAAUGAAAGAACUAAAGUCAGAGCAGUGAACUAGUUUUUCUUGCAAGUAAAGAAAGCAAAAACAACAAUAGAAACAUUUUAAAUAGACAGUAGCAGCUAUAAGAAGAAAGUGAAUUUGUAAUUUAGUAUCAAAAAAAUAAAACAAAUAAGUGAAAAUGGUGAAACACUACAACAUGGGGUAUACAACCAACUUCUCCAUCGAUGCCAUACUCGCCAUGAGCACGACGAAGCCGCUACCGCUGGUGCAAACCCAAGCGCAGACAAACCAGGCGCUUUAUCAGCGCGCACAACAGCAACAACAUGCAUAUCAACAACCACAACCACAACAACAACAACCAAUCCAACAAACACAACAAUUGCAACAAAAUUCGAUGCGCAGUUAUCAAACGGAGCAGGCUUACGUGAGUGAUGAUCUCGCCAGCAUCGACAGCUUCGAGACACCGUCGCGCACUUCAACACCCAUGAGCAGUGGCGCUGAUUCGCUCACCUCUGGUGAAGAUAAACUCGACGAAGUGGAGAGUGGUGAAGAUUACGAGGAGGAGGGUGAAGAUUACGAGGAGGAGGAUGAGGAUAAGGACGCGGACGCAGACGCAGACACAGACGGCAAAACCGACAAUAAACACAAAAAACCGACCUACAGCUAUAACGCGCUCAUCAUGAUGGCCAUACAGGAUAGCCCGGAGCAACGUUUGACGCUUAGCGGCAUCUAUGAAUACUUGAUAAAUCGCUUCCCCUUCUUCACGAAGAAUAAGCGCGGCUGGCAAAAUUCCAUACGCCACAAUUUGAGCCUGAACAAAUGCUUCACGAAAAUACCACGCAGCUAUGACGAUCCCGGCAAAGGCAACUACUGGGUUUUGGACCCCAGCGCCGAAGAGGUUUUCAUCGGUGAGACCACCGGCAAACUGCGUCGCAAAAAUCCCGGUGCGAGUCGUUCACGUUUGGCUGCCUACCGUCAAGCCAUGUUCUCGCCACUUAUGAGUCCUUAUGGCGCGCCACCAACCAUACCCACCGCUUACCACACCGCACAACCAUUUGUUGGCGCUGCCGGUUAUAUGGGUGCCGCAGCCGCUGCUGCCGCCGCGCUGUACCAACGCAUGCCACCACCAUUGACACCAGCCGCCGUCUAUCAUCAGGCCGCCAUGUAUGGUGGAGCAGCACAAAUGGCAGCUGCCGCCGCCGCAGCAGGCGGCAUAGCGCCACCACCAACAGCACCGAUCAGAGUCGCAACACCACCAACAGGCGCACCUCACUUUCCGUUGGGCUAUAAUCCGGCGGCUUAUGGCGCUAUGCCGACGCUACAAGCACCGCACAUGACCAACGAGUUGUUCCAGCGCAUGCAGUUGUUUGGCAAAUUCCCCAGAAGCUAAGCUACGCAACACCACACACACACUCACACACACAUACACGCUGAGCAGGUGGCAGGCAAGUUCAUUUUGGCCACCAUGUUUCUAGCGGCGACGGCGUCCAACGCGUUUGGGCGUCGUUCGCACUCCGACGGGCGUUCGAUUGGGUAGCACAGCAACUGCAAGGCAGUUCAAGCAACGUAAGAUGUCAACUAAGUGCCACAACGGCAAUUAUAUAUGGGUCUAACAUGGUUUUUACGUGCAACUGGGCGGCAAAUAGAGGCCUCCAGUCAAUCAGCGGCUGCUUCGUUGAAAAUUAGCUUAUGGGAGUAGGCUUUCCCAAAGCGUCAAAAAUACAAUACAUAUGUAUGUAUGUAUGUCUAAGCGAAAACUACAAACAAUAACAAAAAUGCAUUGUUAUGAAAAAUUAUUAUGAAAAAAAUUAUUUAAGAAAUGAUCAAAAACAUUAUCAAAAUAGUUAUGACCAAUAGUUUCGUAUUCAAAAUGUUUUAAACAAGAUUUUAUAGUAUUUUAGUAAUAGCAUAAUUUUUGGAUUUAUGUACAAACAGUAGAAAAAAGACAUGAAGAGAAAAAAAAAAAAAAUAAAAAAAAUA